AUGGUUCAUGCCACUGGUCCAGCCGUGUCACCCACGGCUGCUGCGCACGACUCGAGAUCUUCGACUCCGUCACCGGACAAGAAGAGCAGCUCCAACUCGAACAACAGCAACUCCAACAGCACCAAUGGCGCCGAGGCGCAGCGACCGAAGCGCUAUGAAUCGCGCAGUCCCAGCCCGACCCCGACUCGCACCUCGGACGUCCCCCAGACCUUGGCCCUGCGCCUGAGCGACGAUGUUCCCCGCCGAGGUCGCCAUUCGCCCAUGGCCUCUCGAAAGCCCAUUGUGGCACAGCCAAAUAUGCCAAACUCGGGCAACGCAAGACACGGCUCCGGUUUUCGGCCCUUGACCCCGACGAGCUCGUCCAACGAAACGCUGCCGGGCUCAAAAUUUACAAAGAAGCCCCUGCUGCAUGAUGUGUCCAUGUAUACCAACACGCACCUGGUGCGAGACAGCGACAACACCACGCUCGAAGAGCUUGCCCAUGUUGUGCGCCUGUCCAAAUACCAGGAACGCAAGCGUGCCAACACUCGAAUUCGCCUGCAGAGAAGCUUGAUUUCCACUGCAUUGAGCGCUCGCCUGACGCGCUGUGGUGAGAUGGCCCAUCGUUACCUUGUCGAAAGCUUCCGGAAAGAUGACAAGGACAACUUUGCGGCUCUGUACAAUGCCAUUCACGAUGUUCGCAAGAGCUGCGAUGAGCUCCGGCGAUAUGCGCUGCUGGAGCCCGAGCUGGAAUCAAUCUCCUCGGCCGCUGCUCUGGGUUCGUCUGACAGCUUAGAUACACCCACUAACUCUACAGUUGGCGUCGGUGAUCCGCUCAAGUCCAUUACUCCCUUUUUGCAUGACAUUUCUGCCUCUGCCAGGGAGACCUUUAUCGAGUUUCUGACACAGAUCCGAACGAACCCGGACUACUUGGCCACUCGCAUAUGUGCACUCACCAGCUCUGAGCUGAAUGUCUUCCUAAACUUCCACAAGGGUUUGGAGCCUGUCGAGUCGGUUCUUCCAUUCCCCACGCGAAAUCCCAAUCGGCCUCACGCAAGUGCCUCCGGCCGUAGCUCCUCCAAUACCGACAUCGAAAGACUCCUGUCCUUCCAGAGACAUGAUCCAUUGUCAAUCUUGAUCCAUGCUUGCUUUGCCAAUUCGGCUGGCCCCGACAGCUCUGAAGACCAGCGGCGCACCGAUAUCUGGGCGACGGUCCUGGCCAAGCUGAUUGCCGAGCCCAAAUCUGCCGGCGAGCAUUUCCUCAUCUGUGUACUAAACAUCUGGACAGCUAUGCGCGACUGGUCUGGUAAAUCCAACAUGGAGUGGUACCUGAUGAAGAUUCUUGAAGAUGGCGCCUUCUUGCUGGACCGCGCUGAAGAUCAGCAUGGCACGCGAUUCAAUCUCUCAGACUGGAACCAGUCGGACGAAGCCGCUGCCAGGGACUUUUACGACCGCGCCGUCAACGGCUUGUUCGAGCUUGUUGACGACGAGGACGCUACCGGUAUUCCGGAGGGCCUUUUGGAGCUUGGAAACGCCAUCCUGAGCAAGCUCGAAAAUAAGUUUGUGGAGAAUACCUCCAAGUGGCUUGUCUGGAGAUGCCUCUUCUUUGUCUUUCUGCUUGGCGUCAUCAUCCACCCGGAAUACUACGGCAUGCUGGCCGAGUAUCACAUCACCCCUUAUGCCAGAGAAAAGAUUCUGAAAAAGGUUGCCAUGAGAGCCCAUGAAUACGUUUCAAGCAUGUGGAGUGGCAAGCCUUCGGCCACCUGUGUCCCUGUGAACAUUCCUCCCAAGAUCAAAGGCCACGUGGAAAACAUCCUCGCCAGAUUCCAAGGCACUCGGUCCAAGGUUCCCGCCGCUAAACUGCUGCCCGCGAGAUCCAUCACCUCCCUCAGGGAGACUGUCGAGGUCCGCCCCUACUUGGUCAUCAGCCCUGCUGAUUUGGCGACGCUGGCCAACGCUCUCUUCCCUGAGAAGCGGCCGCAUUCCGCACGUUCGGGCCCAGCCUCCAUUUCCGGGCUGUCGGCCAUCUCCCAGCCCAUCUCCAUGUCCAGCCAUCACAACAAGAAUAGCUUUGAUACGGCCUCCAUCAUCAGCACCAGUGCCUCGUCCAUCUUGAGCGACGCAACCACGUCUCGUGAUUUCAUCUAUGAUCUCAACACUGCAACGCCCCGAUACUCGCCUCCUGCUGAAGAUCCCGAGGAGCAGAGGCGGAUGAGCAAGUACGAGGAUGAUGGCUAUCGCCUCAGACUCGCCAUUCACGAAAUGCAGCAGAACCUUGGCGCAGAUGUCGUUCGUGGAUCUAGCCACCCAUGCGCCGAGAGGUGGGUAGUUCUCUUUAUUUCUCCUGACGGAAAGAGCCUGUCUACGCAGAUGACCUAUGAUCCGGAUGACGAGCUGGAAGAUGAGGAAAACUCAUCCAGCACCGAUACCGAUGAGGACGAAACGCCGCAGCGCCCUGAGCUCGACAAGGAUUACCAUCAGCUACGUAACUCUGUUCUCAAGCUGGUGGAGGAUUAUGAAAUUCCCCGCAGCUUGGAGCCAGAGCGCGGACGUGCCCAACUUAGCAAUCGCGCUUCUGGACUGAGGAAAUACACCUCAAGAAACAGAAUCAUCCAACCAGAGAAAUCGGUUGCUAGCCGAAAUCCUUAUCGAAAGCAAAUGGGCGUUGAUGGCACAAUUUCCACUACCGACUUGACGCCCAAGAAGCCUGAGGAGUCUGAGCCUGUCUUAAUUACCAUGCUCAAGGCGGCCUCAUCUCAGUCCAAGGCCCAGGCAGACUUCGUCUCGGCGCACAUGUACUGGAAGACGCUGAACCAGCUGACUGCAUUGGCAUCGAGCUCACUGCGACAGGACGGAUUCGCAGCCCUCAUCAACAUUCUGGCCCGAGGACCGCGCGACGCCAUUCGCCGCUCCGCCUCUGCCAUUGAAGAAUAUGAUGCGUGGCUCGUCUGGCUGAAGCAAAGCCAAGAGCGCCAUGAAGGCCUAAUCGACGGCAUGAUGAAGCGUGUCAACGCCAUCCGCGACAAGAUGUGGUAUGUUACCGAUGUUCGCAAUUCCAAGGAAUAUGCGCACAGCCGUGACAUUUGUCAGGCUCUCAAGACCAUGGGUAUGCCGCGUCGUUGGAGCUCGUUUCAGCGCUCAAGGGCUCACAACAACCGUGGUCCUAGUUCCUCCUACCUCUACCGCACCGAAUCGCAGAUUAUGGACCUCCUGGCCGCUUCGGAGGAGCAGGGCGGGCCGAACAAGCUUAGCGACGAUCAGGCAGAGAUGACCUCCCUGUGGCUACAGCAAUACGGCAUCGAGAACUUCUGCCAGGGCGAGGAACGCAUUCACCGGUUCUGCUGUGAGGUGGACCGAUGCAUUUCCAAGCUCGUCGGCGAGACCCUCCGAGAGGCACCGGUCCUGUGGUCCAGUGAGCUGUAUAAGCGCGAUAAGCUGGUUUAUGACCGCAGCAAGACCAGAGACCGUGAUCACUCGUGGGGUGGCGAUGAUUCGACAAGCAUCAUCAGCGAACAGGAUAGACGCCAUGCCUCGCAUACCUCGUCGUCGUCUGGACGAUCCAGUUCAUUCACUCGGGACCUGAGGUCCAUGACCAGCAACAACACCAGCCACCACUCUUUGGACUCGUCGAGGCAUAGCUACUCGAGGACUGGUGGUAUGCUGGCCGAUAUCCCGGAUGGUCAAGAAUACUUUGAUAAAGCAUCUCCAGUGGAUUCUUCAGGCACAUUCUGGUCACCAUUCCAGCCAGCCAUGUCCACCAGCUCGGCUCCAUCACGCUACUCGCCUACUACAAGCCUUACCAAUGUGUCCACCACUUUUUCUGCUCCUCAGCACCACACGAUCCCAUCAAUUACAAGCGCCUCUACCGGGCGCCCUAGUACUGCUGCUUCGUCCAAUGACACUAUUCAACAACAUCGCAACGACGACGAGAAGACACGAUUUUUGAAUGAACUUAAACAGACUCUUAUUAGCUUGCUAUUAUCUGACUUGGGCAACCAAGUCUUGGCUCGUGGAUCAGAGACAGACGGCUGGUUCGGGAAGCUCGGACAGCAAUGUAUUGACAGAAAAGAUGCCUUGGAGAGGCGGGCUCGCCGCAAGUCUGACAAGAAGUCUUCGCAAAAGUCGGGACUAGGAAGACUCAGAGGGCUGGAAAAGAAGAGAAGCUUUGGUAAUUUGAGAAAUGCGGGUGAAGGCACGCCAGGAUCGGAGCCCUCUGAAAGCAGCCCGAUAGCCUCUCCUGAGUCUCCCAUGGCCACCAUUGACCCGCCGCCGGCUCCCAAGGAGACGUCGAAUGAGUUUCCAUUCAAGAAGGCUUACAAGCGUCUCUUAAACAUGUUCUGCGUCCAUCCCAACCCAUAUGCGAAGCUCAAUGCCCUCAAUGAGCUCGAGCAGCUCAUUGUCGCAUCUAUGCUGUCGAGCGGCACCAAAAGAUCGCGAUGGAACCGAUCUGACGCAGGCUCUAGCAUUGUGGAAGAUCACGGGUCCACCACUCGCCCCACUCCAUUGGAGGGCAUGAUUGACAAUGUCAAGGAACGCCGACAGCAAGCCAUUCAGUCGGGACUUCCGUCGGUUGGAUUUUCAUCGUUCCCCUCUCGGCAAUCCAACUCCGAGACACGAUCCAUCGUCUCCGGUGGCGCUUCCAAUUCGGACCUUAUCACCAAAGAGCUUUAUACCCUCUUCCGAGAUGCAGGAAUUCGGCCAAAGUCUCUCUUCCGUGACCUGCAGUUCAUCGCUGCCUUUGUGCCCCCUUCCGUUCUAGAUAAACCAGAGAAAGGAAAGGCUUUUUGGAACGCCGGACUUGCAGCACUCAAGCUCAAGUCGGAGGUGUGCCGAACCAUGGUGGAGAUGGCAGAUGAAGUGAUUGCUGCCCAUUCGCAUACUCGCCAGACAACAGAUGGUACUACUCCUCUCGACGGACCUCAGUCAACCACCGGCACUCCGCCGCCCCCAUCUACUACGUAUGGUCUAAACGACGUUGGUAAAAUGUGGACGAUUACUGCUAAAGAAGGCUACCCCACGGCGCAACGUGAGCUAGCCUUAUUCUACUUAUCUAACCCUGAAUACGUUGAAAGAACAACGCUGCCCUUGUCCAAACCAAGGGAGGUGUUUAAACAAUCGGUCAUGGAGAAGUAUGGCCGCACCCGAGGCAGCCUUGGUGGCUCUGGUGCAGGCGGCCUUGGCGGCGUAGGUGCUUCCUCUAGAGGCCCGGGAUCUGGAAAUGGCAGCUCUGGGGACGGGCAGCUCGGGGGUGGAUCCGAAGGCGACGUCAGGACUGAUCCCGGUUUGAUGUGCGUCGCUGUCCACUGGAUGGAAGCGGCAGAGCAGGGUGGCGACGAGCUUGCCUCGAGCUUCCUACGACAAAAUGAGUUUAUGGGGCUCAGCUAA
Molecule: messenger RNA, 5364 nt
Organism: Trichoderma gamsii
Lineage: Eukaryota; Fungi; Ascomycota; Sordariomycetes; Hypocreales; Hypocreaceae
Exons: 1
Coding region: 1-5364 (1787 amino acids)
Source: RefSeq, a predicted model, not a curated record